AGACACUAGUUUGACUUACUUAAGACAAAGACCACAGCAAUUGUGAGUUAAGUUGUUCACAUCCACUGGGGAAGGAUCAUCUCUGUACUUCAUAGCAGCAGCAGCAGCAGCAGCAGCAGAGGAAUUUGAUGCUGCAUGUGGAAAAGAAAACAGAGUCUCUGUGGCAUAAUCAGCUCCACUGACAACUCUGGAUAGUGGAGAGAAGAAGCAGCAGGAGACCAGAGCAGCAGGAAGCCAACAUACCACUAAGAGAUAAGGCUUUAGGAGGGAACCUCAAAAAACACACCAAAAGCUCUUUCAACUUCACACAAGAAAAGGAGGGCAAAAGUAUCCCUGUUUCUAGAGAGAGGAGUUGAAGGGAUAAAGAAACAACAAAAAAAGCUUAAAGGGGAGGACGUGUGUGUCAAGGAGUGACUGGACAGCAGGAGUACUAAGGAGAAGUGAGAAAAGCAGCAACAAUCUGGAGGACGAACAGCAAGAGGUCUACAGGGCCCCACAGCACAAUUUCACUAUGAGUAUGGCUGGUACUCUAGAGAAGGGGGCCCACCACCAGGCCUUGGACCUGUCCGAGGAACUGCCGCCUCAUCACCACCAUCACCACCACAAUAACCACCACCAGCAUCUCCACCACUCCAACUCCCUGGCCUCCACCACUGCUGUGGGUGGAGGCAGAGAAACACCUUCACGUGUAGUUGUUCCUCCUCCUUAUUCUGCAGCUGACAGUGCCGGCGGGGGCAGUGAAGCGCCUCUGGAGCUGCGGGGGUCCCUGGACUGCUGGGCCUGCUCGGUGCUGGUGACGGCUCAGAACCUGAUAAUUGCCGCGAUCAACGCCUGCCUCGCUGGACUGGUGUUCGGGACCAUCCUGACACCGGCCAUCGUCAUGGUGGUGUUUGGUUUCCUCUGCCACUCUACAGUCCGCCCUCACGGGACGACCCCCUACUGCUCAGACCUGCUGACUGACGGAGGCUGCGUGGCUCUGCUGGUGGUGGGCUUCCUCUUGGUCACCCCUCUGCUGGUCCUAGCGCUGGCUGCUUACUGCCGUCUAGCCCGACACCUCCAGCUGGGCCUGUGCUUCAUCCCAUACAGCCGGGCCGUGUACAAGAACCUGCCGGCCACCCAGCACCGCGGCCUGGGCAACGGCUGCUGUGGCGGUCGAGAUGGAGCCGAUGGCAGCGGGAAGGCCAAGGUGUGGGUGUGAGAUGAAGCUGAGAGGAAAGAGGAAGGAGGGACACGACGAUUAAGACCAUUAGAUGAAGAAUAUGAAGGGAACUGAACAAGAGAACAGGGUGGGAGGUUGUAUGGGAUGACUUAGACGAUGGAUGUAUGAACACAAAGUAUAUACUAGAGAAGGGAGGAAGUUGUAAGCGGAAAUUACUGUAACAACCGACUGAACAUCCUGUAAGUCAAGUCACAUUGUUGUAAAUACUGACUAAUGACUUACACCCCAUGCCUUAAUGUCACAUCUGUGUCACAAUCUGUUAAAAAAAAUUGAGCAUUGUGUACUAAAGGUAUUUUGUUUGUUGGUAUUAUUCCACUAGACACAUUGUUAGUGUAGUUUUGACCAUGCUGUGACUUUCCACUUUCCAGUAACUUUCCAGUUACAACAUGGUUCCUUCAAGUACAGAAGUGAGUACAAACACAGGAUACAUCAUAUGUACAUCAGGUCAGAUGUAUAUUUAAUCAUUGAGAUAAGAAACAGUCUCUCUUGCUGUAGUAAAUUGAUUUGUAUGAUUUUGCUUCUACACUGCAUGUAAAUUGUCCAUUAAUUAAAACAGUCAAAAUAUCCUUACAAAGUCUGGCUGCUGGGGAUAAACUAAGCUAACUGGAUGCAUUAUUGUUGUUGUCAUUAUGAAGAAUAAAGCAGCAAAUAAGACCUAUAUACAACCUUUUCUUUUCUGAAUAAAUCGCUAGAAAUAGUAAAACUGAAAAUAGCACAUCUCACUAAGGUUGUAUUGACACUAAACAUAAUUGUACCCUAUCACAUUUAUGUUAUGAAAACAUAUUUGUCUUAUGUAGUUUUCUGUUAAGUUGUUGCCAUUUCUUAUGUUAUCUCCUUUUUAUAAAUAAAGUUUUUAGACUCA
Messenger RNA from Centropristis striata (black sea bass), 2081 nucleotides. RefSeq names its product transmembrane protein 88 b (gene tmem88b). The record is from RefSeq and is a predicted model, not a curated record. Gene Ontology annotation, cellular component: plasma membrane. The transcript is spliced from 3 exons. Lineage: Eukaryota; Metazoa; Chordata; Actinopteri; Perciformes; Serranidae. Gene Ontology annotation, molecular function: PDZ domain binding. The coding region runs from base 512 to 1198 and encodes 228 amino acids.